AGUCCUGGUGCUGCACUAGUCUUCCCUGUCCAUUCUGGAGUCUGGACAAUGGAUCCUAUCUUCCUCGCGUCCGCAGUCACGACAUGGGUGCUCAACAAGCUGCUCGACAGCCUCAAAGACGCUACCAUCAAAGCGCUGCUGGGGACGGAAGGUCUCACCACGGAGGUGAAGGAUCUCGUCCACGCACUCGAUCGCGCCAACCUCAUCAUUGGCUCCUUGUCCGCCGGCGCCGCCGCCGGGGUCAAGCUCGGGAACCAGCAGCUGGGGCCGCAGAUCACCGAGGUGCAGCACCUGGCGGUCAAGUUGGCCAAGCACAUCGAUAAGCUCCAGUAUUAUGAUCUCGGGGAAAAGGUAAAGAAGACGAACCUGAAGGACUGCAACCAGUUAACAUCCAAAAUGAUGUCCCUUGCUCUAACAGGACAAUCCAAGGGGAAAAUCAAAAAAUCUGACCUCCAAGACAUGGGGCAUACUGUGAACAGUCUACAUAAGAUCUGUGACAUUGUUCACAAUGCUCUCUUGCUGGAGAAACUUGAUAAACUGUACGGAGCAACUCAAAAUACUAGCACAGAUGCACGUGAAACGGUAGAGAACUCUACAGAAACUAAGAAGUUCGAGAGGGAAGAGAAGGCUGGUAUUGUAAACACAAUUAUCGCAAGUGCAUCAAGUGAUCAUGACCUUUUGGUUCUUCCAAUUGUUGGUGAUGGAGGUGUUGGGAAGACUACACUCGCCCGACUAGUGUACCUUGACCCACAGGUGAAAGCUCAGUUUGACAUCAAGAUCUGGAUUUAUGUGUCUGCUAACUUUGAUGAGAUCAAGCUUUCACACGGAAUUCUGGAACAUAUAGCACCUGACUGGGAGUAUACAAGUACCAAAAAUCUCAAUGUGCUUCAGCUUGCUAUCAAGAAACACUUGCAAAGAAAAAGAUUUCUGCUUGUUCUGGACGACAUGUGGGAAGAGAGCCAGGGUCGCUGGGACAAUCUGCUGGCUCCACUUAGAUGUACAGAUUCCAAGGGUAAUGUGAUUUUGGUGACAACUCGAAAGUUAUCUGUUGCCAAUAUAACAGGCAAAAUGGAGAAUCAUAUCCAAUUGAAUGGUAUGGAUGGUGCUAUUUUUUGGCGCUUCUUCAAAACAUGCAUAUUUGGCUAUGAGAAAUGUAAAGGCCAAGGAAAGCUUCAGAAUAUUGGGAAGAAGAUAGCAGCCAAACUGAAUGGAAAUCCAUUAGCUGCUAAAAGUGUAGCCGCCCUCUUGAGAAGAAAUCUUAAAGAGGUUUACUGGAACAAUAUUUUAAACAGAGAUGAAUGGAAGUUACAAAAUGCAGUGGAUGACAUCAUACCAGCACUCAAGAUCAGUUACAAUCACCUCCCCUACCAUCUCCAACAGCUAUUCUCAUACUGUUCUCUGUUUCCGAAGGGUUUCAAAUUUGACAAGGAACAGCUAAUACGUAUGUGGAUUGCUCUUGGCUUUGUCAUUGACGAAAGAAAGGAAUUGGAAGAUGCAGGAAGUGACAACUUUGAUGAUUUGGUAGACCGGAGUUUCUUUCAUAGAGAUGAACAAUAUUUCAUCGUGCAUGAUUUAAUGCAUGAUGUAGCUCAAGAAGUUGCACUACAUGAGUGCCUAAAUGUUGAUGGCUCAGAUCCUUUGAAUAUAUUCAAAUCUAUUCGUCAUGUAGGCAUCUGGACUGACUGGACUGAGUCGGUUUACAAGGAACAAAUUAUAGAACGUCAUAUACGGUUUGAGCAAAAGUUGGAUGCAAUUGUGAAUAAGGAUAUUCUGAAAACCUUAGAAAGUUUAAUGCUUGUGGGUGUAUAUGACGAGAACUUCUCUGAAAAGUUUGUGGGCACUCUGAAGAAGCUAAGUUAUGUCCAGAUACUUCGGUUAUCAGUAAUGCCUUUCAAUGUGGACGUUUUGCUAUCUAGUGUCGAAAAGUUCAUCCAUCUUCGCUACUUAGAACUCAGGUAUAGUUCCGACAAGCACAAACCUUUGCCUGAUGCUAUUUGUAAUCUAUACCACCUAAUGGUUUUGGACAUCACCCAUUGGAGUGGCCUAAAUGAUCUACCCAAGUACGUGAGUAAUCUCUUGAACCUACGGCACCUGCUCGUUCCGGGGUCAGGAUCAUUGCACUCUAAGAUAGCCAGAGUUGGACAACUUAAGUUUCUGCAGGAGCUGAAAGAAUUUCAGGUUCAACAAGGGAGUGGCUUUGAGAUUUCCCAGCUGGAAGAACUAAAUGAGAUCAAAGGGUCGCUUAGUAUCCUUGGUCUCGAGAAUGUCAAAAACUAUGAGCAGGCCAGGAGUGCUAGGAUUGAAGAUAAAACACAUCUCAGGACACUCUCGCUCUCAUGGGGAGAAUACCGUGAUGUUCAGAAAGAGGUAAUGGAGGGCCUUAAACCCAAUGUUGACCUUGCACACCUUCAUGUGGUAAAUUAUGCUAGUGCUACUCCAACAUGGUUGGGAAACGUUUUCUCUCUGAGCAAUUUGGAAAGCCUCCAGCUCCAAGACUGUACAGGAAUGGAGACCCUUCCACCGUUUGAGGAGUUGCAAUUCCUGAAGAAAUUAUCAUUGAUCGGUAUGUCCUCUCUCAAGGAUGUCAGCAUUGACUUCAACUAUGAUGAUGAGAAUACAGUCGCCCAGUCAUAUGAGGAAGAUGAGCUCGAGUUAAGUGAAGUUGAAAUAAUAAGGUGUUCAUCUUUAACAACCAUAAGGCUUCAUUCCUGCACGGCAUUGACAAACUUAACCAUCAAAGAUUGUGGGGCACUAUCUUUCUUAGAAGGUUUACCAUCCUCUGGUGGAGUGGAGUAUAAUGUCAAAGAAUGCCCUCAACUUGCUGCUGAUGCCAUCUCAAAUUGAUAUGUUUGUUGCCAAACCUCUCCGAAGACAAUCUGAUAAUGUAAAUGGGAGGGCAAUUGGAUUGAGAACUUGGUAUUAUGGAUUCAAAAGGAAUCUGGAGUCUAAGUUGAUGUUGCGUACCAAAGUGAUUUCCGGUCUUCCUUAUUUAGUAUACUUUGUUGUCAUUCCCUUCACAAAAGCAAGUGUUGAUGCGUGAGAGUUUGAUCAUGUAUAAUCCAAAAAAAAAAAACUGUCGAAAUAAGUUGAAGAAUUCGUGGGUCAUGCUUGUUCUUCAUUAUAUGAUCUCAAUGGUGCGCUACACGCUUCGAUCUCUGUUUUCGCCUUUAUUUGAUAUUUCACUAGUUUCAUUUGAAUAAGUGGAUUCAGAUCGGUUGUUUCCAAAUUUUCAUUGGAUAUGUCCACUGAAUUCUCACGUGACCAAAUUUAUGUAACUUAUUAUUAGUGGACA
Molecule: messenger RNA, 3292 nt
Organism: Lolium perenne
Lineage: Eukaryota; Viridiplantae; Streptophyta; Magnoliopsida; Poales; Poaceae
Product: putative disease resistance protein RGA3
Biological process (GO): defense response to other organism
Molecular function (GO): ADP binding
Source: RefSeq, a predicted model, not a curated record